ACGGGUAUCGUCGGCUCGUUUGGCACUGGGAGUCUUUCUGAGAGAGGAUUACGUCAGCACGUCUCGGCGUGAGACGACGGUGCCGGCGGUGCUGAGACAGCUUCCGGUGGAGCCUGGGUGUUGAUGUCCUGGAUCUGACGCGGUGUUUCUCGAAGACGAGCCAACUCCGGAGGUGUCCGGAGGAAUUCCAGCACUUGCUGCAGUAACCUCAUCAGCCCGCCAAGAUGGCGAUGCAAGCGGCCAAGAGGGCGAACAUUCGACUUCCACCAGAAGUAAAUCGAAUUUUGUAUAUAAGAAAUUUGCCAUACAAAAUCACAGCUGAAGAAAUGUAUGAUAUAUUUGGGAAGUAUGGACCUAUUCGUCAAAUCAGAGUGGGGAACACACCAGAAACUAGAGGAACAGCUUAUGUGGUGUAUGAAGACAUCUUUGAUGCCAAGAAUGCAUGUGAUCACCUAUCAGGAUUCAAUGUUUGUAACAGAUACCUUGUGGUUUUGUACUAUAAUGCCAACAGGGCAUUUCAGAAGAUGGACACAAAGAAGAAGGAGGAACAGUUGAAGCUUCUCAAGGAGAAAUAUGGCAUCAACACAGAUCCACCAAAGUAAACACUGUUUUUUGUAUUUUCAUUGUGGACUAAAACCCGUGAAUGAUUACCACCACCUUUUUUUCCUUUUUAAUUAAUACUGAAUAUUGUGAUUUCUUGAGAUUCAAGAUUACCUUCUUGAAACUUUGAUACAUAUUAGGAUAUGUUAUGUUAAUAAACUUGUAGCUUUUGUAAAACA
Cynocephalus volans (Philippine flying lemur) is the source of this 779-nucleotide messenger RNA. RefSeq names its product splicing factor 3b subunit 6 (gene SF3B6). Lineage: Eukaryota; Metazoa; Chordata; Mammalia; Dermoptera; Cynocephalidae. The record is from RefSeq and is a predicted model, not a curated record. Gene Ontology annotation, cellular component: nucleus; cytoplasm. The coding region runs from base 225 to 602 and encodes 125 amino acids. The transcript has 4 exons. Gene Ontology annotation, molecular function: mRNA binding.